Podarcis raffonei (Aeolian wall lizard) is the source of this 2882-nucleotide messenger RNA. RefSeq names its product low affinity immunoglobulin epsilon Fc receptor-like. The transcript has 9 exons. Lineage: Eukaryota; Metazoa; Chordata; Lepidosauria; Squamata; Lacertidae. The coding region runs from base 44 to 925 and encodes 293 amino acids. The record is from RefSeq and is a predicted model, not a curated record.
UAAAGUAGCCGACAGCAGAGAUUGAGACAGAGACCAACAGGGGAUGGCACAAGGUGGAAUCUACAGGAGGUGCGAAGAACCCGAGAACCUGGAAAUCAACGAGAAAAUGGAAAGCUUCUCAUCAAGAAAAGCAGGUGGUUUCCUGCUGCAACAUUGCAGGUGUGGUUCAAACGAAACAUCCAUAUCCGUCCUUUUCAUUGUGACUGCUGCCUCAUUUCUGCUGUGGACCAUAAUCUCUGCUGUUUUGAUUUCAAAAAGUUUGGAGAUGUCUACGCAACUAGAACAGCUGCAUGCCAAUCAGUCCAUGCUGCUAACAAACGGCUCCAAGAUGGAGAAACGGCUAGAGGAGAUUCAUUCUAGUCACUCUUCAUCUGAAUCUGAGCUAAGUAAGGCCCUGAAGGCACUGGAAACUAAAUAUGAGGAGUCACAGAAGAAUGGGAAUGAAAAGCUGCGUGAACUAUCUAGAGACAGCAGCCGUUCCUUGGCUGAAAUUGAUAAGAUAGAGGAUGCACUACUGAAGAUUAAUGCUUCAACCUGCCAAGUUUGUCCAAAGGGCUGGUUGUUCAACAAAGGAUCAUGCUACAGUUUUCAAGUAAAGCCUGGACCAUGGUCCCAUGCCAGGAAGGCGUGUGAGGAUGAACGUGCCCUUUUGGUUAUUAUCAAUGAUGAGGAAGAGCAGAGUUUUCUCGUAUUACACCUAAAACAAAAAUACUACUGGAUUGGUCUCCAAGACAUUGAAACAGAAAACAAAUUUACCUGGGUGGAUAGAAGUACUGCAACUUAUACCAAGUGGGGUGCAGGGGAGCCGAACAAUUAUGGCCACGGGGAGGACUGUGUUGAGAUGACACCUAGAGGCUGGUGGAAUGAUGUUCCAUGUGGCAACAACAUAGAUGGCUGGAUCUGUGAAAAGCCAUGGAGCUGCUAGCUGUGUGGCCAGCAGGAAGAGAACUCGACAUGAGCCAAUCAUCGUGACUCCCUCGCUCUGCUCUUCAUUCUCACAGACCUUCCAACAGUCACUUCUGGCUAGUGGGUGGGCGUAGCAAUCGCCAUUACCAGUUCAUUAAAACUGAGGUGAUGAAAUCCAGCCAGUAUUACAUCAGUGAGUCAGUAGAAAGCUAGGACUCACCAUACGAUUUUUAGCUCUUGUCCAUAACCCACUAGAACUCACUGUCUUCCCUGGGAAUAAAAGCCGGGAAAAUAGCUGGGGAUAAAAGCCAGAGUUCUUGUCUUCCAUCCUAGCCCCUCUUCCUUCUAUAAUAACAUGCUAGAUUAACCUAGUUCUCACAUUCACAAAUUCAAAACCUAAUGAAACAUUCAUUGAAAAGCCCAAUAAUUUAGCAAGUUCUCUCUCCCCCCCCCAGCACAUGAAAAGGAGAGGAUGAUAUCUGAGACAGGGCCUUCUUGGGAGUGGCAUUUCCAGGCAUGAGCCAGGGGGUGGGGGAUGGGGGACAGCUGCCCCCUUUAGAUCAAAUAAAACAAUAGAAAUACUUAACUAACUGACCAAUCACAUUGGUUCUUCCCUACACUAACAAAAGUCCUGACCCCCUAACAAAAAUCCUGGCUACGCCCAUGCCUCCAGAGAGGUCUAUUUGAUCCCUACAUUUUUAUUAUUUCAUUGCUAGCAGAUCUUUUUCUCUAUUUUCCUAGGUUUUAAAAUCUGAAUUCCCCCAUGAAGCUCUUAUGAUGCUCUUCUAAGAUUUCAGAUCCUUUUGCUUUUUUUAAAAAAAACUCUAUCUUCUGGGUUGUUGACACACUAGCCCUUAAUUUUAAUUUUUACAAUAAAAUACAAGGUGUGGACAUGAAAAUUUAUUUAAGGUAUUACAAGGCAUCUGCGUCUUUAAACACUUUUAAUUUGCACACUAGUCCCUUUUGAUUGCCUUCUGUUGAUGCCAACUACUAGGUUAACGAAGAAUAUCUUGUUAACUGCCCCUUGAGUAAUCUCUCUCUUCAUGUCAGUUUCUGUUCCUGCAAGAGGAAAGAUCCCUUUAAUUAUUGGAUCUUUCUCUUGUUUUGUUCUUCGUUUGUUUGCUUUUCUCUUUAAAAUAGUGAAAUGGUACUACAAUAAACUACUUUCAUGUUUUUCUGACUUUAACCCAUGGCUGCCACCAAGAAAAGAAAGCCAGUGUUUUAAAAUUUAGGCUACCUUCUCUAGGCAAUGUCCUCCAUGGCUGCUGUUGCCAUGAAGAGAAGGAAGCCUACAUGUUAAAAACAAAAAACAAAACAAAAAAUGAAACAGAACAAAACAAAAAACCAGCUGCAGUUUUCCUUCUCAGCGAGGCAUAAAAGGAGGUGAGGUUGUCAGAUUGGUGGGGGUGACAAGCAGUGCAAGAAGGGCCAUAGCUCCUCAUCCAUCCAUCUAUCCAUCCAUCCAUCCAUCUCUAUGUGUGCAAAACUUAGUAUUUAAAGCUCCUCAUUCCAUGGGAACAGAAACUGACAUUACAGUAAACAGGAGAGCCUAUAGGAGCAAAUAGAAGGCUAUUUGUAAUUCUCCCACCAGGAUUGCUAGAAAAUAAUAAAAUGCAAUGGAUUUGUAAUAAAUAAUCCUCCAGUUGAUGUUGCCACUAGCCUUUGCAAAAUGGGUUUUAACUUAUGUAUAAUAGUAGAUGAGGAUCUUUGUAAUUCUCUAUUCUUUCAUUUGCUGUGGAUUGUGGGAAAGCAAGGUUCAGGAGCACUCAAGUGCGCAAGUGUUCUUCGGCAGUUAUUAAAUCUCCUUUGAUGCUUCACCAAACUCAAAUCUGAGGCUUUCUUAGAGGAAACUAAGUUCCUUCUUUUUCAGCUGGCAUUUGGUUUCUGUAGUUGGACCACAAAGAGGUCUAACGUUGCUCAACUGUUUGUACAAAUGGUCCUGCAUAAAAUAAAAUAAAAAGUGACUAAUGUGUUUA